Dama dama (fallow deer) is the source of this 455-nucleotide messenger RNA. Its product is annotated as cAMP-regulated phosphoprotein 19-like. Gene Ontology annotation, molecular function: protein phosphatase inhibitor activity. Gene Ontology annotation, cellular component: cytoplasm. The coding region runs from base 1 to 339 and encodes 112 amino acids. The record is from RefSeq and is a predicted model, not a curated record. The transcript has a single exon. NCBI's taxonomy places the organism in Eukaryota, Metazoa, Chordata, Mammalia, Artiodactyla, Cervidae.
AUGUCUGCAGAAGUCCCCGAGGCAGCCUCCGCGGAGGAGCAGAAGGAAAUGGAAGAUAAGGUGACGAGUCCAGAGAAAGCUGAAGAAGCAAAAUUAAAAGCAAGGUACCCUCAUCUGGGACAAAAGUCUGGAGGUUCCGAUUUUUUAAGGAAAUUAUUGCAGAAAGGGCAAAAAUAUUUUGAUUCUGGGGAUUACAACAUGGCUAAAGCAAAAAUGAAGAACAAGCAACUUCCUACUGCAACCCCGGAUAAGACAGAGGUCACUGGUGACCGCAUUCCCACUCCACAGGACCUUCCUCAAUGGAAACCAUCUCUUGUUGCUAGCAAACUGGCUGGCUGAUUAAAAAGAGCUGAACUGCAUGGAUCUUCUAAUUCCCACUAUUUCUCCUUAAUAUGUUACUCCUCUUCUUUUUAUUUCCUUUUACUCCCUAUGUCAUUUGAGAGUGAUGGCUUUGC